AUGUCCGCCAACACCGUCACCGCGACUCUCAGCUUUUUCGCUCCUCCCGACAACGGCGAGAAGCCGUACUACUGGAUAGACGACCUACCCGGCCGAGAACGCGCGAACUACAAGCGCGACAAGAUCAAGGCGGAGUACUACCCCGAGUCCAUCGCGCUCAUCAAGGAGAUCACCGGCGCCGCGCAGGUCGUGCCCUUCGACCACACCGUCCGCCGCCGGAACCCCGCCGAAGCCGAGUCCUCCGCCGAGAAACGCCAGCCGGUCCCGUACCCGCACGUCGACCAGACCCCCGCCUCCGCACGGGACCGCGUCGAGCGGCACAUGCCCGCGCCCGCCGUGACCGGCCUCCUCGCGAAGCGCUUCCAGAUCAUCAACCUCUGGCGGCCCAUCGGGCGGCCCGCGCUCGACUGGCCGCUGGCGCUCUGCGACGCGCGCACGUACGCGGACCGGGACGGGGAGACGUACAGCGUGCAGUACCACGAGAGGUACGCGUGGAAGUACGUGCGCGGCCUGACUCCGGACGAGUUCGUGUUGAUCAAGUGCUUCGACUCGAUCGACGAUAGGUCGGUCGCUGCGUUGACGCCGCACACGGCGUUCGAGGACCCGACGACGCCGAAGGACGCCCCGUUCCGCGAGUCUAUCGAGGUCCGCUUCUUGGUGUUCUACGACUGA
Molecule: messenger RNA, 672 nt
Organism: Epithele typhae
Lineage: Eukaryota; Fungi; Basidiomycota; Agaricomycetes; Polyporales; Epitheliaceae
Exons: 5
Coding region: 1-672 (223 amino acids)
Molecular function (GO): oxidoreductase activity
Source: RefSeq, a predicted model, not a curated record